Entelurus aequoreus (snake pipefish) is the source of this 5709-nucleotide messenger RNA. RefSeq names its product CD276 molecule (gene cd276). NCBI's taxonomy places the organism in Eukaryota, Metazoa, Chordata, Actinopteri, Syngnathiformes, Syngnathidae. The record is from RefSeq and is a predicted model, not a curated record. The coding region runs from base 538 to 1434 and encodes 298 amino acids. The transcript is spliced from 8 exons.
CUGUUACACUUCCCAGUUCACAAUAGCUCUCUUAACUCAACAAACUGGAAUGGUGCUAGUUUUACUCCUAGUGUGAACGCAGCAAAAUGGUCAUAAUCCAAGCGUUGUACUGAGUUCUGGACUUUAUAGCAUUUAAGCAAGUUGUGAUCGGAGGAUGAGAUGAUGCAUUUAAGGACAGUCUGCCAAACGCACCUCUUCGUAAAGACAGCAAAUGGUUAACAUGGGGGUCGGGACUCUCCCCCUCAACAUGACAUCACCGCUGGACAAAGCAGCAAGGAGUGGUUAGUGGAAAAGGAACCGUCCCAAAUCAAUGGAACAAAUUUAUAUAAAUCUGAACAAGCCCUUUGUUUAAAACAGACCGUUAUCUGGUCGCGAAAGGAAUACACACAGCAGCUCCUGAAGGCAGCAUCGACUGUGCUGGAUAGACAAAACCACAACUGGACUUUUUUUUAAAUACUUUUUUUCAUUGUGUUCGUCUUAACAUGUGUCACGUCUGAAGAGCCUGUUCUGCCGUCCAAAUCCACCCGGGGGAACGCCAUGCUGUCCGUGCUGCUGUCCGCCAUGCUGGCCGUCCACGCUUUUGCUCUAAUGGACGUGCACGUUCCCGACCAGCCAGUGGUGGCGCUGCACGGCAAGGAUGCCACCCUCAACUGCUCCUUCAAUGCUGCCGGCCCCUUCAACGAGUCCGAUCUGACGGUCUUCUGGCAGCUGACCGAAACGAAGCGCAGCGUGUACGGCUACAGCGAGGGACGCGAUCAGCUAGCCGACCAGUCCUACAACUUUGUCAACCGUACCAGCCUCUUCCCCGCUGAGCUGCGCCUGGGCAACGCUUCCCUGCUGCUGAGGAAGGUGGCGGUGGCCGAUGAAGGCAGCUACACCUGCUUUGUCAGGGUGCGGGACUACGGCAGCGCUGCUUUGAUUCUGCAGGUGGCCGCUCCUUACUCCAAGCCCGUAGUGACUUUGGAGUCAACAUCCAACCUUCGGCCGGGCGAUAAGUUGGCCCUAACCUGUGAUGCCUAUGGAGGCUACCCAGUAGCCGACGUGGUAUGGCAAGACGGGAGUGGCCGCAACCUGACGGACAACAUCACCACGGCGGUGGUGGCCAACGACCAAGGGCUGUUCUCUCUGACCAGCAUGUUGACGGUGGUGCUGGAGCCGAACAGCAACUACAGCUGCCGACUUGUCAACCCUUUGCUGGGGGAGGAGGGGAACACCUUUGUCACAAUCACAGGUCAAAACAUCUCCUUCCCGCCGGUGGCACUAUGGGUGACAGUCGGCCUGGCUGUGUGCCUCCUGGUCCUGCUCGUCGCGCUGGCCGCCGUCUGCCGCAGGAAGAUCAAGGAGAGCUGCGAGGAAGCCAGGAGAGAAGCUGAAGAGGCCAAGGAGCUGGAAGAAGACGAGUCAAAGACAGCCAUGACACCUCUGAAGAGCUAAGGCCAAGAGACAGAGGGAGUCGCAGCUGGACGGCCAAGGUUGGAGAUGAGUCUGGCGGCUAAAUCCCACACCUCCGCCUACGGAAUCCAUCAACCUGGCUGACUAUUUCCGGCGUCCUCGGCGGACUGUCAAGGCGGUCGCCUGAGCCAGAGAUGAGUCCAUCAUCGUCUUUCCGAGGCGCUCCCUCGAGUGUCCGUCAAAACACAUCAUGCGCCAUUAUGUACUCUAUUGCCCUUCCGUCCUUUUUUUGUCCGUCUCUACGGAAGACACGGAGUGGGAAUGUGUUCCAGUAGGUCCUAUUCAACGUGCAAUGCAAAUGAGGAGACAACUCCUUUUUGAUAUGCCAGAGAUUUUUUGAAGAGAAACCCUUUGCUCAUUUCACCGUCAUCAUUGCCGCGAGACACGAGCCGCUGUUCGCCAUUAGUCCCGCACUUGCUAAUUAGCUUCUGUCGCCCGGGUAACUGGUAUCUGUCAGUGUCUGCUCCCCUGCUAUCUUGUGGAAACCGGAGGCGAUUGUAAUUGAAUGCCAGCUUAGCGCCGGCAAACGGUGCACGGGACACACCACCCGACUGCCUUAUACGCGUUGUUUUUGAUGGCGGCUUGUUCACAAGCGCUUGGUCUCCUCAGCAUUAACCAGCACAGAGGAGGUUUUAUUAUUGCUUUACAGGUACCGAAAGGUCCACGUACGAACGCCAAAGACGGUGCAGACUUUGCAUUAAAGGGACAAAAUUAAGCCACUUUGUCAUUUGUUUCUGUGUACUCUAAUCCCUACUAAUGCACCAAUACUAUGGUUAGUGUCACACUGUUUUGGUGACGAACCCCAAGAUGCGGAGAAGGCAGGCUUGGUACAGGAAAACAUGAUUUAAUGUCCAUAAAAAUGAGGCAAAACACAAACCAGGAAACAGGCACAGGCAAACUGGAGACAGGGAACAGGAACGAGUAAACAGGAACUAGGAAUAACUAACAGCUAACUGGAUAUAGUAGUGAUGGGUCCAGCAACACCGAUGCAUCGGCGCAUGCAUCGAGCUCAUAGAGCAGGGGUGUCCAAACUUUUUCCACUGAGGGCCGCACACUGAAAAAUCAAAGCAAGCGGGGGCCAUUUGGAUAUUUUUUUAUUUUAAAAAACAAUCUAAUAUAUGUAUAAAAAAUAUACAUUUAGGCCUCCACUCAGGCUUGAUCCCAGGGACCCCAAAGGGUUUUGGUAAAAAAAAUAUUAAAAUUGUGUCAUUAUUCAGUAUUAUUAUUUUUAUUAUUCAAGUUUUAAAUCCCUAGAUCAACAUUAGGUCUAUCUGUCAAUAUAACGUUUUUAAAGAUAUAAGUCGUAUGCUCUUUUUGUCAAAGAAAACCCAGUUUUUUUAUGAAAAAAACACAAAAUAUGCAAUAUUUUCACCCAAUAAAAUUUUUAAGUGGAAUAUUUCAGAUUAUAUAAUAAUUGGAGCCUUAAAAAGGUCAAUAACUCAUAACACCAUUGAUUUUAAUUCAUUAUUAUUUUUUGAGCGAUGACACUUAAAAACAAAUCACAUAAAAAUUAUUGGGGAACCAAAAGGGUCCUACUCAUUAAAGUGUUAAAAAAUUAAUUAUACAUUUUUUUUACUGUUUACUUUUAACACAAUAAUCUCGAGAUCAACUUCAGAUCUAUCCGUAAAUUAUACGUUGUAUUGUUGUUUAUGUUUUUUGUUUGUUCGUUUUAGGCCCUUCUUUAAAAAAAAAAACAGCUAAAUUCUUUAUAUGGCAAACAAAAUAUGCAACAUUUUCCCAAAAAAAUAUCUCAAAGUGCAAUUUUUAAUGUGACGUAAUUGGAGCCUCGGAUAGGUCAAUAAUUCAUAAUAACAUUGAUUUUGAUUCAUUAUUAUUUUUUAAGGAAAGAAACAGCCUGCAUGGCAGCUUUGUGUUAUUAGAGUAAACAUUGCAACAUGUUGUUACAUUUCACCUGUUUGGUCUUUCAUACCACUUUUUAUGUUUUUAAUUUUUUUAAUAUUAUUUUAAAAUGGGUCGUUAAAAAAUGACCUGCCCGCAAAUGGCCCCCGGGCCGCACUUUGGACAUCCCUGUCAUAGAGCAAAACCCUGUAUCGGUGCGCGUACUGCUUUUAGAAAGUCACGUGACCGAUCAUGAGCUGUUUCGGUCACGUGACCGAUACGCGAACUGUGUCACACUGACCCCUCCUCUGUGCCCUGUGAGUGGGUCUUUUCUACAGCCGGAGAAAUAAUAACUAAGAAGUGAAAUCGUCUAAAAUUUAAUACGUUGGAAAAACUUUUUUUUUUAAAUAAAAAUGUGUAAAAAAUUUAAAAAAAAAUACAAACAUUCCCAGUCCACAAGCAUCCUCAUUCACAACACGUUCUCUUAGAUUUCCAUGUUAUGACACAUGUUUACAUUAUUUAUUGGCUAUAUCUAAAAAAGAUUAAAAUAUAUUUUCAUUUAAAUGAAGAUAUGAAAUAAUCCUAAAUGAAAUACAAUGACUUGGUUUAUAUUAUUGUAUAUACUAGGUCAUAAAAUCAGUGUCAGUUGAGGUGAUCCAUAGGUUGCCUGUAGGGAUUUUUAAUGUCCAGCAGAAUCGACACAGUAUCAAUACAGUUUUGCAAUGUGUCGAAACGCUUUAUGACGCCUCAUCAACCCGUCACUAGGAUAUAGCUAACAGAAAAACAAGAAGUUAGGAGCCAGCAAACUAAAUAGCUAUAGGAACUAUUAAACAGGAACAGCUUACCGCAAUCAAAGACAUCGACAAGUAUCAGCUCGGACGACAAUACUCCAGCCCUGACUGGAGUGCAAAGCAGGUUCAAAUAGCAGCUGGCUGAUUGACACCAGGUUUGGCCAGGUGCCAAUCAGCCACAGCUGAGUGGACACAGCACUCAGAGAGACAAACAGGAAACUGAACCAAAAUAAGAGUGCUGACAGGAAAUAAAACAAACACAGAGGAAAAACUAAAACUUAACCAAACUGUCAGGGACAAGCCUGACAGUUAGCAACUUGGGUACUUCAAUGGACUAGAAAUAGGAAUAGGCUUUUAUCGCCAUUGCACAUUAGCAACAACAACCUUGUGGGUGAUCCGCUAGCAGCAAAGCGCAUGUAAACGACAAUCCGUGUGAAUGCCGUUCGUGCAAGCCACGGAAACGCACGACUCAAAAUGAAAUGUCAACAUUUGUUAUGCGACAAGUACCAGGUGAUAUGACUGUGAGGCCUACGCAUACAAAAUUAGCUGGAAAAUGUAGCAUGCUAAUGUUAACAUGCUAACAGUUAGCAUGUGUCACGUACCAGGUGCGAUGACUGUAAGCUGUACGCCUGCAAAAAUGGCUAAAAAAAAAAGUUAGCAUCCCAAUGUUAGCAUUUGGCAAGUAUCAGGUUGUAUGACUAUGGAGUAAACGGUAUCAGAAUUGGCUAAAAAAUUCAGAAUGCUAAUUUAACAAUUUAGUUUAAUGGUAGUUUAAUAACAGUUAGCAAUUGUCAUGUACCAAAUAAUAUGACUCUAAGGCAGAGGUCCCCAAACUUUUUGACUCGGGGUACGCAUUGGGUUAAAACAAUUUGGCCGGGGGCCGGUGUAUGUAUAUAUAUAUACACAUAUAUGUGUGUAUAUAUGUAUAUAUAUAUAUAUAUAUAUAUAUAUAUAUAUAUACACACUACCGUUCAAAAGUUUGGGGUCACCCAAACAAUUUUGUGGAAUAGCCUUCAUUUCUAAGAACAAGAAUAGACUGUCAAGUUACGUGCGCGUAGCAUCGAAUGGGCAAUUGAGAGGUCUCUUUGCAACUUGGACUGGAACAAAGAACUUUGCCCAAAACUCUCCAAGAAGGACCCGAUUCGACGAAGCGAGAGACCUCGCUCCAUUCCGAUCUCCCCCUGUGACCAAACGAGAGGACCCGGACCUCCUGUCCUACCAGAGGAACCAGGGUGUUGGCCCCGCGGGCCCCCAAGGCUCGCACAGGACCGACUCCACUGCUCCUGCUGGCCUCCCUCUCCGGCCGGCACAGCAGAAGCCCGACGACGGAUCACUCGGCCGGGUGACACGUCAGGGUUUGCCCAAAUUCAAGAGACUCUUUUCGGCCACUUUCGACCUAACCCCGGCCCCCCUCCAGGGGACCCACCACAAAGGACCUCUCAAAGUAAGACCCAAUUCGAACUUUCAUUUGAACUGAAUUAGACACCCUUUGAUGAUUUAUUUGUUACUUUUUAUAUCUUGUUAUAUUUCAACUUCUCAUGAUUUUUGUGAAAUGAUUCAUUAACGCUGUGCAACGCUUGUGCCAUUGAACCCGCAUUAAGGGGCAUUAUAUCAAGAUUCAUGAAGA